UAUAUAGUUAGCAGACUGCCUUUUCUCUAAACAUGUUCAUCUUUGCUUCAGAAUGGAGUUAGAGAUAUCUUGAAAGCAGCCAUUUCCAGGGUAACUUAACAGAGGAGCCAAGUGAGCAGAAAAGGAGCAUGAAGCUGGUGGUAGAAGUCAUAGAUGCUCAUGGUCUUGUGCCCAAAGAUGGUGCAGGAUCAGCAAGUCCAUAUGUAGAAGUCGAUUUCGACAAUCAGCUCAGCAGAACCAAAACUAUCCCAAGAAACCUCAAUCCCAUUUGGAACCAGAAACUCCUCUUUGAUUUCGACAUAACAAAAAACUACCAUCAUCAACACAUUGAAGUCUCUGUUUACCAUGAGAGAAGACCUGUUGCAGGCAGGAACUUUAUUGGAAGAGUGAGGAUUUCUUGCUCGAAUGUUGUUAGGAAAGGAGACGACAUUUAUCAGCGUUUCCAGCUAGAGUCGAAGUCUCUUUUUUCGUUUGUCAGAGGUGAAAUUGGCCUUAAAAUCUAUAUCUCACCUGAACCUGAGCCAAAUUCUCUGCUCAAUUUAGCACAGCCACCACCAGUACACUCUAGACCUCCCAAAGUUACAGAUACAGUUCCUACUUCUCCACCUUCUCAAGCCUCUCUUGCUGAUGAUUCUAUCAAGUCCAUAGAAAAUAAUGGAAAUUCUGAACUUCCUUUAGUUGAAUCUGAUAGCAACCAGACAGAGGCUGACUCUAGAAGUGACAUUCCAACGCAAGAAUCUACGAGUGAGAUUGAAGAGACUGCUGAAAUUAGACCAGAAACUAUUCAUCACGUUCACAAGAGCCAAGUCCUGCACCAACAGGGCUUUUUGUUGGGGAAGAGGGCAGAGGGAGUGCAGUUAACAAUGCAGCGUCCGAUUAGCUUACAAGCUCGUGCUAGCAAUGAAGAUGACUUUGAGGUGAAGGAAGCAAAUCCCCAGCUUGGCGAGCAUUGGCCGAAUGGUGGAAGAGGAUGGAUGAGUGGUGAAAGAAUGACGAACACGUUCGACCUUGUUGAGCAGGCAUUCUAUCUGUAUGUCCGUGUAGUCAAGGCCAAAGAUCUUCCACCAAGCUCCAUCACUGCCAGCUGUGACCCAUAUGUGGAAGUGAAGCUUGGGAACUAUAAAGGAAGAACGAGACAUCUUGACAGGAAAACGAAUCCUGAGUGGAACCAAGUAUUUGCCUUCUCCAAAGAGCGGAUACAGUCAUCAGUUCUUGAAGUUUUUGUGAAGGAUAAAGAGAUGGUGGGAAGGGACGAUUAUCUUGGAUGGGUUGUUUUUGACUUGAACGAGGUCCCAACCAGGGUGCCGCCUGACAGCCCUCUAGCGCCUCAGUGGUACCGACUGGAGGAUAGGCGUGGAGACGGCAAGGUGAGGGGAGAAAUCAUGGUUGCAGUGUGGAUGGGAACUCAAGCUGAUGAGGCCUUUACCGACGCUUGGCAUGCAGAUGCUGCUUCCGUUUAUGGGGAGGGAGUUUUCAACGUCAGGUCUAAGGUAUACAUCUCUCCAAAACUUUGGUACUUAAGGGUGAAUGUGAUUGAAGCUCAGGACAUCAUUCCAAAUGAUCGCAGCCGCUUGCCAGAAGUUUUUGUGAAAGUUCAGGUGGGAAAUCAGGUGCUGAGAACUGGGAUAUGCCCGGCUCGGACAGCAAAUCCUCUGUGGAAUGAAGAUCUAGUCUUUGUCGCUGCAGAACCGUUUGAAGAGCAGCUUGUCCUCACUGUUGAGGACCAAGUGCAUCCUUCCAAAGAUGAGGUAUUGGGAAGAAUAAGUCUACCUUUGACGGUUUUUGAGAAGAGGCUAGACCACCGGCCCCUGCAUUCUCGUUGGUUCAACCUUGAAAAGUUUGGAUUCGGUAUGUUAGAAGCCGACAGGAGAAAGGAGCUUAAGUUUUCAAGCAGAAUACACUUAAGGGUGUGUCUUGAAGGUGGAUAUCAUGUAAUGGACGAGUCGACAAUGUAUAUAAGCGAUCAACGACCAACAGCAAAGCAGCUAUGGAAGCCUCCAGUGGGAGUACUUGAAGUCGGAAUACUAGGUGCUCAAGGACUUCUCCCCAUGAAGAUGAAGGAUGGGAGAGGAAGCACAGAUGCCUAUUGUGUAGCCAAAUACGGGCAGAAAUGGGUCCGAACAAGGACAAUUCUGGACAACUUCAGCCCCAAAUGGAACGAACAGUACACGUGGGAAGUCUAUGAUCCCUGCACCGUCUUAACACUGGGGGUGUUUGACAAUUGCCACUUAGGAACAGAGAAGCCUGGUGCUGGUGCAGCACGAGACUUGCGCAUUGGAAAAGUACGCAUAAGGUUGUCGACGUUGGAAGCACACCGAGUCUACACACAUUCCUAUCCCCUUCUUGUUUUACACCCAUCAGGCCUAAAGAAGAUGGGAGAACUCCAACUAGCAGUUAGAUUUACCACCCUCUCCCUGGCUCACAUGAUAUACCUCUAUGGCCGCCCUUUACUCCCCAAAAUGCACUAUUUACAUCCUUUCACCGUCAACCAGCUUGACAGCCUAAGGUACCAGGCCAUGAGCAUUGUAGCUGCAAGACUUGGUCGGGCCGAACCCCCACUCAGAAAAGAAGUUGUGGAGUACAUGUUGGACGUCGACUCCCACAUGUGGAGCAUGAGAAGAAGCAAAGCUAAUUUCUUCAGGAUCAUGUCUCUCCUCUCCGGUAUGGUAUCUGUGAACCGGUGGUUUAACGACGUUUGCAACUGGAAGAACCCCAUCACCUCAGUUUUAGUCCAUGUCCUGUUUCUGAUACUGCUCUGGUACCCGGAGCUGAUACUACCAACGUUCUUCCUCUACGCAUUCCUUAUCGGGCUAUGGAACUACAGGUACCGACCAAGGCACCCACCCCACAUGGACACAAAGCUAUCAUGGGCCGAAGCAGUCCAUCCAGACGAGCUAGAUGAAGAAUUCGACACAUUUCCCACGUCCAGGCAACAGGAUGUUGUCCGGAUGAGGUACGACAGGCUGAGAAGCAUUGCAGGCAGGAUUCAGACAGUGGCAGGAGACAUAGCAACACAGGGGGAAAGGCUUCAAUCUCUGCUAAGCUGGAGGGAUCCAAGAGCAACCAGCUUGUUCAUUUUGUUCUGUGUUUGUGCUGCAGUGGUGCUUUACGUAACCCCGAUUCAUGUCGUGAUUCUUGUUGCAGGACUGUAUGUGCUGAGGCAUCCGAGGUUCAGGAGCAAGCUACCGUCUGUUCCUAGUAAUUUCUUCAGGAGAUUGACUGCCAGAACAGACUGCAUGCUGUGAUAUGGGAUGAUUGUCAAAGGAUGCAUGGUUUGGAGAAUUGUGUGUUGUUUUCUUUUGUAAUGUUUGUUUGAGUUGAUGUAUGCAUGCUUUUAUAUAGGAAUUCAAUAAAUAGAGUAAUGUGUUAUUGGUUCACGGUUUGUGUUCUGUUGUCGUAAUUAUUUUGUUGUAGUCAGUUUAAGUUGUCAGGCACGACUAAAAAUGCUUGUCUUGGUUUUCUGAUUACUUGCACUUCUGUAUACGAUGAGAAACGGAAACUUCAGACAUCAAACAUGCUCAACA
This is a messenger RNA of Sesamum indicum (sesame), 3524 nucleotides long. Its product is annotated as FT-interacting protein 1. NCBI's taxonomy places the organism in Eukaryota, Viridiplantae, Streptophyta, Magnoliopsida, Lamiales, Pedaliaceae. The record is from RefSeq and is a predicted model, not a curated record.